AUGAAGUUGGGUGGUUUCACGCUCAAGAAGGGAAAGAAGAAGGCGCUUGUUGCAUCUGCAGAUUUCAAAGUCUGCAAUCCUACGACUCGUCAGGUAUCUGAGAAAGUCUAUGUGACUGAAUUUGAUCCUACUGUGCCAGCAGCGCUAACGGAGUACGGAAAGCAGCCAUUGGUCAUUCCUCUAUUGGCAAGUACUACCCAGAAUGUGGUCUCAAAAGACAUUAAAAAUUGCAAUGAACCCGAAUUAACUAUUGAAAUAGGCACUUCAGUGGACGAGCAAGCCGCAGCCGAAAUUUUGGCUGAGACGCACGCACAUGCAACGACUCACAAUAGUGAUCAAACCCUCGUGAUUCCUAGUGAGAGGGGAGAAAAGCGUGCGGAAUUGUUUUCAAACAACAAUUCGCAAUUACACAAAAAUGGAAAAUUGCCCAUUUUGCAACAAAAUGUUGUUCCAGGUCUUGAUCAGUUACAAGACGUUGUCGACAAGUAUCGGCAUGAUGUAGCUUCACGACCCGAAGCUCUUGAUGUUCACAGUGAUGUUUACGAGUCUAUACCCAUUGAAGAAUUUGGAGCGGCGCUUUUGCGUGGAAUGGGCUGGACUGGAAAUGUCAAUGCGGAUGACGUAGGUUUGACGCCACAACCAAGACACAAAUUGUUGGGGCUAGGGGCAACAAAACGGCCUACUUUGCCAGGAGAAGAAAAAAAGAAAACGAGAAAAAAACAAAAGAAAGAAGUAUCAAAAGACAAGAAAUCCGAUCGAGACGAUAGAAGAAGACCAAGUUCGGUGGAAAAAACGUUAAAUGGCAAAAGUAUUGGUAAAAACUGA
Messenger RNA from Plasmopara halstedii, 825 nucleotides. RefSeq lists its product as uncharacterized. Gene Ontology annotation, cellular component: spliceosomal complex. Gene Ontology annotation, biological process: mRNA splicing, via spliceosome. Bases 1 to 825 code for a protein of 274 amino acids. Lineage: Eukaryota; Oomycota; Peronosporomycetes; Peronosporales; Peronosporaceae. The record is from RefSeq and is a predicted model, not a curated record. The transcript is spliced from 2 exons.